CCCACCGGAAGUAUUACAAAACUGUCAUGGCGGCUUUUGGUGUUCAUUUUGGCACGUGUUCUGCGUGCCUUGCUGUUUACAAGGAUGGGAAGGCGGAUGUUGUUGCUAACGAUCUCGGAGACAGAGUUACGCCCUGUGUUGUUGCAUUCACCGACCAUGAUCAGUCGGUCGGGGCGGCAGCCAAGCAGGGCAUUAUCAGGAAUGCAGCCAACACCAUCAGUAAUGUUAAACAAAUUCUGGGGCGGAAGAUGGAGGACCCAGUGGUUGAGAACUUCAGCGCCAAGUCUACAGCCAAGGUGGUGGAGAAGAAUGGGAUCCCUCAGUUUGAAGUGAACCACAAGGGGAAGACGAGUCAGUACUCCGCCAGUCAGGUCGCGGAGAUUAUCUACAGGAAGAUGCUAGAAACUGCCCAGAGUCACGGAGGAAGUGGCAUUCAGGAUGCUGUACUCACUGUGCCAUUUGGCUUUGGGCCUGAACACAAAAACACCUUCAGUGAGGCUGCCACCAAAGCCGGCUUCAACAUCCUCAGGUUAAUCAACGAAGCAUCAGCUGCAGCCUUGGCGUAUGACCUUGGGCAGAUGGACCAUUCAGAGAGCAGCUAUGCCCUGGUGUACCGGCUUGGAGGCACGUCAAGCGAUGCCACAGUGCUGAAGAUAGAGAACGGCAUGUACAGAGUCUGUUCAUCCACAGCAGACACUCAGUUCGGAGGCAACCAGUUCACAGAAGUCCUGCUCAAGUAUCUUGCUACUGAGUUUAAGAGACAGUACAAGGCUGAUGUGACUGAAAACAAGCGCUCGGUUACCAAGCUACGCUUCGCUGCUGAAACCUGCAAGCAUGCUCUGUCCACGCUGGGUAAUGCCAAGUGUGCCGUCGACUCUCUCUACGAUGGCAUGGACUUCCAUCACGGGGUGUCAAGGGCCCGGUUUGAGAGUCUGUGCACCAGUCUCUUGCAGCAGGGCAGUGGCCUCAUAGAGAAGUGCCUCGCUGAGGCAGGGCUCAACAAGACAGACAUCAGUAAAGUGAUUCUGUGUGGGGGCGGGGCCAAGGUGCCGAUUGUGCAGAAGUCCGUGGCUGACACUGUCAAAGGAGCAGAGAUUCUGACCUCCAUAUCUCCAGAUGAGGUCAUUGCCAUGGGAGCAGCUAAAGAGGCAGCAUUCCUUGUUGGGAAGGAGAUCGAAGAUUUGAAAGAUCAUGAAGAGCACACCCAGGCCAGGUGCCUCUCCAGCUGUGUCUGUGUGAAGGUAUCCGAUGAUCCCGAGACGGACAACCUGAUCACAGCGCUGCCGAAGCUUAGCCUCAUCCCUUCCAGGAAGCAGCACACUUUCACACUUGCUGACGCCCAGGACAACUUCAGCAUGGAGGUCUACGAGGCCAGUGACCCGCCCACACUACAAAACUCGUCCCUACUAGCCAGGAUAGUGAUGCGAGACCUUCCUACGCCAAGCAGUAUACAGGCAAACUUCCAUCUAAGAAGAGAGGGUACCCUCCAUGUGACCUGCCAAGAGCUGACUUCAAACAGGGAAGAAAGUGUCACGAUUGGCAUCAGCUGAUGAUGGGGCAGUCUACAAGCGUUAUGUGACAAACUUUCCUGUGCCAGUAAAAUCAAAUAUGAAAAUGUGGUCAGUCAUUGGAUAUGUUGUUCACCAUUGUUGUGUAUCAUGAAAGCAUCCUGACUUCAUAUGUAGAUUAACAUAUUUUCUGUUAAUAUGAACAUUGUAAAUAUGUUUUUGCAAGACAACGGUUUGUUCUGUCUUUGUAGCAUAAUGUGGUAAGUUGUCUCCCUUUAGCUGAUUGUGGAGGCUGUGCAUGUGUUGUUGGCUCCACACAAUAUCAUUAAAGUCAGAUUUGUACUCCAGUGGGAUUCCACUCUGCAUUGAUGAGUGAGUGAGUGUGUUUUUAUGAUGCUUUUAGCAGUAUUCCAGCGAUAUCACAGCAGGGGACACCAGAAAUGGGCUUCACACAUUGUACCCAUGUGGGAAAUUGAACCCAGGUCUUUGGCAUGAUGUGCCAAAGCUUUAACCACUCAGCUACCCCACCGCCCCGCAUAAAGAUCUGAAAACACCCCGAUGGGAGGUUGCAUCAGGUGAACUUUCCUACCAGGGUGAAGGCUUCUAAAUUAUCAUUAUGAGUGACCAAAGCAUUCAGACAACCAUACCUGAUGUCUGUAUCACAAAAACAAAUAUAAUUGGGUAGCUCCAAAUGCAAAAAGGUAAAGCUAUGCUGUUAUAUUGUUGGGGAUAUUUUAUGCACCUUGUAGUUAUAGAGCACCAUGGCAUCUACACCCAUCUACUAUCGAGGGUGGCAUUGUUUUGAGACUUUUCUUUUCCUCAGAUGGAACAUGCUGAUUUAAGGCAUUACAGAAACGAAACUGAAUCGUUUUAGAAAACUGACAAAACAUGGCUGAGGAACCCACACUUCCUUCUAGACUGGAUGGUCAAUGUUCACUCUGGGCUCAGCCAUCUUCCCGAGGCAAGGGAGUUAACUGACUUUAAAAGUCCAGUUUCCACCCUUGCCGAACUAGGCUGGAAUUAAUGGGCUUGAUCGUAGCGCCACCAGUGGCUAUUACCAGUUAUAUAU
Haliotis rufescens (red abalone) is the source of this 2577-nucleotide messenger RNA. Its product is annotated as heat shock 70 kDa protein 14-like. The transcript is spliced from 14 exons. Gene Ontology annotation, molecular function: misfolded protein binding; ATP binding; ATP hydrolysis activity. The record is from RefSeq and is a predicted model, not a curated record. Bases 27 to 1550 code for a protein of 507 amino acids. Gene Ontology annotation, biological process: protein refolding; cellular response to unfolded protein. Gene Ontology annotation, cellular component: cytoplasm; ribosome. Lineage: Eukaryota; Metazoa; Mollusca; Gastropoda; Lepetellida; Haliotidae.